Penicillium daleae is the source of this 1116-nucleotide messenger RNA. Its product is annotated as Nif3-like dinuclear metal center hexameric protein. NCBI's taxonomy places the organism in Eukaryota, Fungi, Ascomycota, Eurotiomycetes, Eurotiales, Aspergillaceae. The record is from RefSeq and is a predicted model, not a curated record. The transcript has 4 exons. Bases 1 to 1116 code for a protein of 371 amino acids. Gene Ontology annotation, cellular component: mitochondrion; cytoplasm.
AUGGCUUCAACAACUACGUGCUCGCCUUUCACACAGGCUGUUGUGAGCUCAAUGAGGAAGCUGUAUCCCGAGGCAUUGGCAGACAAAAGCUUCGAUAACACCGGCUUGCUUCUUGAAGCUCCCUUUGAGCCUACCCGCCGACAGAAGAACUCGGUGCUCCUAGCCAUCGAUCUUACCACAGCCGUUGCAGACGAGGCCAUCAGGCGCCAGGACUCAGCUGUUGUUGCAUAUCACCCCAUCAUUUUCCGUGGACUCAAGUCUAUCACUCUUGAUGACACCCAACAGAGAUCCCUUCUGCGACUGGCUCAGCAUGGAAUCAGUGUCUACUCGCCGCAUACGGCUGUUGAUACUGUUCCUGCAGGAAUGGCUGACUGGCUCUGCGACGUGGUGACCGGCAAUUAUCAGUCAUCUAAAACCGAGCUGAAGCCUUCCAUCAAAGACUGCUCCUCGGCUCUAUACUCCGCUCCUACUUACCCGCAGUCCCAGUUCAUCCCAACUACUGGUUCGGCAACUAUCUCUCAGAAACUUCCUCACACCCGAUCCACCAUUCACCCAUCGCCCCCAGAUUCCAUCCCGGAGGGGUUCGAGUCUGCCGGUGCUGGCCGCCUAGUCACCUUCAACGAGGCCCAGCCUCUAACAACCUUGAUCGAUCACGUCGGCCGUGGAGUUGGCCUCCAACCCGGCAUUCCAAUUGCCAUCCCGCAAAGCCGUUCAGUCGACGAGAUUCGCAUUCGCACCGUUGGCAUGUGCCCUGGCUCUGGAUCGGGUGUUCUUCUCCGCGGAACUGAUAUUCCCGACCUUCUUUUCACUGGCGAGAUGAGCCACCACGAAGCUCUUGCUGCUACCGAGCGUGGAUCGGUGGUUAUCUCUCUUUCUCACUCAAACUCGGAGCGCGGGUAUCUCCGUACGGUUAUGCAGCAUAAGUUGCAGGAAGAGUUGUCGCAACGCUGGGAGAGUGACCGGAAAGCUGCUCUUCAGGCUAUCCAGGACACUGCUAAGCAGGGCGGAGCUACUCCUUCAGCUUUGGGCGAAGAAGUUUACAAGGAUGCUAGCGUGGAGGUAUCUGUCAGCGAUGCUGAUCGUGAUCCUUAUGGAAUCAUGAUUUGGCGAUCUUAA